This is a messenger RNA of Lactuca sativa (garden lettuce), 1143 nucleotides long. The record is from RefSeq and is a predicted model, not a curated record. NCBI's taxonomy places the organism in Eukaryota, Viridiplantae, Streptophyta, Magnoliopsida, Asterales, Asteraceae.
UUUUUGAUACCCAAAAGCUCUGUAAAUCUGCCACUAUCUCCUCUAUCAUUUUCAUGUCCUUCUUCAAGUUUGAGUCGAUAAAGAAGCUCAUACACGUUAAAAAAGCAUGUAAGAGCUUCACUGAUCAGAUCUUUCGAUCCAGAUGUAAUAGGAUUAAAGUUCGUAAGGCUAUAAAAACUGUCACCACCUUUCUUGUUUCACCACGUCAAAAAAUACGCUUUCGUUCAAUGAGACAACGCUCUUCCACAAGCCACCAUUACCACCUCCUUCAGAAGGGUCUUCCGGCCAUAUUCAUUGAUCAACUCUAUCAUCCAAAAUCGGGUCAAUCAUCAAGACAACCCGUAAUUAACAAAGAUAAUAAGAAACCAGGUUUUGCUACCACUAGUGCAGACACUGGUGGUGGUAACACUAGUGCCCAUACUAGUGGUAGCAAGCGGGAAGAAAGCGUAACAACGAAACAGUUUUCGUUGUUACGUGAGAAAAAGAAAGAUGAGAGUAAAAAGGGAGACAUGUUACAGACACGAGACAUACGAGGGGUGGAUGAAAGAGCGGAGGAUUAUAUUUUGAAGGUUAGAGAGCAAAUGAGACUCCAAAGGGAGAAAUCGAUUCUUGAUUUUCAAGAAAUGCUUGCUCGAAGUGUAUGAUUUUUUUCCCAUCAUACAUAUUAUAUAUUUUAUAACAUGAACAUGAUCUAUUUUUAGUUUUUUUUAGAUUUCCAUUUUAUUUUCCCAAAUUAUUUUUAUGGGAUAAGAAAUUGGUAUUUCUUUCAAUAAGAGUGGGGUAAACGCCCCCCGCUAGGGGUGUUUCCUUCAAUAAUAGUGAUAACCAACAAUGAGCUCAAUCUUCUUUACACCUAAGGUAAAAGUGUGGGACUUUUUUUUGUUAUUUUUAUAAUAAUAAUAGCGUUUAGAGAGUUGCUUACUAUCAUAUUCCCAAUCACUAGAAAGAAAAGAUAGCAAUAGUGACAUGGAUCGUGUUGAUCCAUGUCAUUAUUUCUUUGAGAGGAAAAAUGGGUAUUUGUUUUGAAGAUAUAAGGUGAUGCUUAAUGGUUAUAUUAUUCUUUUAAUUUUGUUUUUGUUCAUUUCUCAUAUGUAAAAUUAUUGGGCGUGAUAUAUAGAAAAUUGGAAAUAUAAUUUUUUUUAA